ACUGUAGAGUGCACUGUAUCCUGUGUUGAUACAGUGUUCAGCUAACCUUUGUUUUUUUAUAAUUAAGUGUACGAAAUUAAUUAUAAAAUGAUAAAAUCCAUUUUGCAAUCAGCGAUACGUCCUUUCGCGAGGUCAAUGAUUUUGCCUGUGGAAAAACUUGCUGUAUUACCUGUAAAUAACUUAGUUGAUGCUAGAAGAAUUCAUUUAACCUCAAAUGUGGAAAAGGAUUUAAAAGUGGGUAGAGAAAAAUUUAGAAUCAAGCAAGCGAAAAGUAGUACUGUUGCUGGUGAGGAUAGUUCUGAAAUGCCUCUUGUUCCUGGAACAAUCAAAUUAUUUCCUGACGCUACUACGGCAACCACACUGUUUAAUAAUGUACCCUAUAAUAGGCUGCACAUUGUUAAUAUAAAAGUAACUAUGAAUAAUACAAUAAUGACUGUUACCGAUUACAGAGGAGUAGUGAUGAUUUUGCAUUCUGCUGGUUGUGAAGGUUUUAAAAAUUCAAGGAGGGGUACUAAUGUUGCAGCACAGCAAACUGCUUAUAUAGUUGGACAGCGUGCUCUUGAUGAAGGAAUUAAAACGGUUAGGGUAAGAAUUCAGGGUCUGGGAGCUGGUAGAGCGGGUGCUUUAAAAGGUAUUCAGCUGUCAGGAUUAAAAGUUGCUUCUCUCACAGAUGAUACUAGGGUGUCAUGGAAUCCACCAAGACCGAGAAAACAAAGAAGGAUAUAAUUCAUUAAAUGUAACAUGAAAUGUUGAAUAAAUUAAUUUAUAUUGAUGAACA
Megachile rotundata (alfalfa leafcutting bee) is the source of this 778-nucleotide messenger RNA. RefSeq names its product mitochondrial ribosomal protein S11 (gene mRpS11). The record is from RefSeq and is a predicted model, not a curated record. Lineage: Eukaryota; Metazoa; Arthropoda; Insecta; Hymenoptera; Megachilidae. Gene Ontology annotation, molecular function: structural constituent of ribosome. Gene Ontology annotation, cellular component: ribosome. Gene Ontology annotation, biological process: translation.